GGCCGGCUGUGCGGCCGUCGCUGCCUCCCGGCGCCCCGCAAGCAGGAGGUGGAGAAGGGAGAGGGCCCCGCGGGCGUCCGCCUCGGCCGGCCGCCUUCUCCCCGAGGCGACCCGUGCGAGUGCGGCCGGACCCAGAUUUGAUAAUGGGCUGCAUUAAAAGUAAAGAAAACAAAAGUCCAGCCAUUAAAUAUACACCGGAAAAUCCUACAGAGCCUGUAAACACAAGUGCCGGUCAUUAUGGAGUGGAACAUGCUACAGCUGCCACGACCUCUUCCACAAAGGGAGCAUCAGCUAAUUUUAACAGUCUUUCCAUGACACCCUUUGGAGGGUCCUCUGGGGUGACUCCUUUUGGAGGAGCAUCUUCCUCAUUCUCAGUGGUGCCAAGUUCAUAUCCUACAAGUUUAACAGGUGGUGUCACUAUAUUUGUGGCCUUAUAUGAUUAUGAAGCUAGAACUACAGAAGACCUUUCCUUUAAGAAGGGUGAAAGAUUUCAAAUAAUUAACAAUACGGAAGGAGACUGGUGGGAAGCAAGAUCAAUUGCUACCGGAAAGAAUGGUUAUAUCCCUAGCAAUUAUGUAGCGCCUGCAGAUUCCAUUCAGGCAGAAGAAUGGUAUUUUGGCAAAAUGGGGAGAAAAGAUGCUGAAAGAUUACUUCUGAAUCCUGGGAAUCAGCGAGGUAUAUUCUUAGUAAGAGAAAGUGAAACUACUAAAGGUGCUUAUUCCCUCUCAAUUCGUGAUUGGGAUGAGGUAAGGGGUGACAAUGUGAAGCAUUACAAAAUCAGAAAACUUGACAACGGUGGAUACUACAUCACGACCAGAGCUCAGUUUGAUACUCUACAGAAACUGGUGAAGCAUUACACAGAACAUGCUGAUGGAUUAUGCCACAAAUUAACAACCGUCUGUCCAACUGUGAAACCGCAGACUCAAGGUCUCGCAAAAGACGCUUGGGAAAUCCCUCGAGAGUCUUUGCGACUCGAGGUUAAACUAGGUCAAGGAUGCUUUGGUGAAGUGUGGAUGGGAACAUGGAAUGGAACCACAAAAGUAGCAAUCAAAACACUAAAGCCAGGUACAAUGAUGCCAGAAGCAUUCCUUCAAGAAGCUCAGAUAAUGAAAAAAUUAAGACACGAUAAACUUGUUCCGCUCUAUGCAGUUGUUUCUGAAGAGCCAAUUUAUAUUGUCACUGAGUUUAUGUCAAAAGGAAGCUUGUUAGAUUUCCUUAAAGAAGGAGAUGGAAAGUAUUUGAAGCUUCCACAGCUGGUUGAUAUGGCUGCUCAGAUUGCUGAUGGCAUGGCAUAUAUUGAAAGAAUGAACUAUAUUCACCGAGAUCUCCGAGCUGCUAAUAUUCUUGUGGGAGAAAAUCUUGUAUGCAAAAUAGCAGAUUUUGGCUUAGCAAGACUAAUUGAAGACAAUGAAUACACAGCAAGACAAGGUGCAAAAUUUCCAAUCAAGUGGACAGCUCCUGAGGCUGCGCUUUAUGGUCGAUUUACGAUAAAGUCAGAUGUGUGGUCAUUUGGAAUUCUACAGACAGAGCUGGUAACAAAAGGAAGAGUGCCGUAUCCAGGCUUCUGCAGACAGCUCACACAUGAUGGUCAACUCAGACUGAUUGGUCCAGAGAAAGGAAAGGUGUGUAGAACGUCUGGCCAGAGCAGCCAUUCUCAAUGCUGUGCGGGACCUCUGGGCAAAGCAAAAAGGAAAGGUAAUGAUUUUAUAAUGUGGCUACAACUCAAGAUACAUGACUGUAGUCAGAAACUUGUUGGAGCAGGGUCAAAGAAAAGAGGGAAGGGACAACAAUGGUAAGGAAGCAGUUAGGGAUAGCAGGACUCAUAGAGGGUGUUAGGGAUGGGGUGGGAAUGUUAGGGAUCAGGUGGGAAAUGAGCCAGAUGUCUGGUGUCACCAGUCACCAUUAGUGUAUUCAUAUCAGACAAAAAUGACUGCCUUAUGUAUAUUUUAUAACUCUUUUCUUUAUAAUCAAGCCUUUAUGGAAGCUACGUGUGGACAUGGUAAGUAGAGUCUUUAAUAUUAUAGUUAUUUCUAGAGGUAAUAUUUUAUAGAUUACCUGGUUGUUUUGAUAAUCAGUAAGAAUAUUUAGGACUAGUCUGUUGAUCAUUGAUUAUAAAAUAAAAACAGAAAAAAAAGUAUUUUUUCCACAAGGGGCAUGAACCCAAGACCUUGCAUGCUAGACAAGCACUCUACCACUAACCUAUGUUCCCAGACCAUAAUGUUCUCUUUCUGAUAAUUUGAAAUAUCAGAUACCUGUGCUGUGCAGGCAAGCAGGUAAGGAUGGAUGGGAGGCAAUAAGUUCAAGUCCUGCUUUCUUCUAAAGGGUGCUUACAACAUCAUAUAAACUCUGAACUCUUAUUGCUUGAGACAACUAUCGGAACCAUUAGGAGCCUCAGUAUCAGUUUAAAUAUCAAAUGACAAUAGAAUGUCAUAAAUUUUGAAAAGCCACAUACUUUUACUAGGACAUCUCUUUUAGUAAAUCUAAAAGCACGAUCUGAUCAAGUCAUUGCAGUUUCCACCAUGUAGUUCCUUCAGGUCAGGAGCUUGAUACUGAAUUCCAAAGGUAUACAGUUGGCUGUUUUCUUUCCCAGUGACCAAUAUUUGUAGCAGGAAUGAGCACCUGAUUGUUAAGGAGGAUUUUAAAAAAAUUAUUAGUGCUAGUUUAUGCUGCUAGUCUAUACUUGGGACCUUCAGAAUGACAGGACCAGACAGACACAUAGACCCCAAAGAUCCCUUCCUGGAAAGGAUAAGCCCGUGAGAUUAGUGUAAGCAUCAAUAAAUAAUCUGCCUGUGGAUUGAUAUGGUCCUUUCUCCUAUGCCACCAGGAUCCAGAGAUGCUGUUGUCCUGUGUUGAUUUCUUGAUCUGAUGUCUUGACAAAACAGGGUGCUUACGGUGAGUUAUGUGUAUGCCAUGGGUCUGCUGAUAUCCUGGUGCUUAUCAAGGAGUGCAUACAGCAGAUGCAGACUCAUUAUCUAAAUGAGGGAUUUAUGAUCUCCCCCCCACACACAGAAAUACUGUAGAAUGGUCAACUUGGUAAAAAAGAAAGAGGUACAUUAUGGGGAAAUGUCUUCUCUGUGCUAUCAAUGCCUACUUUUGAACGUCCAUGUCUUCUGGGGUGCACAUAGUGCUCCCACAUACUCUGUACUAAGUAUUAGAUCCUCAGUCAUACAUGUAAAUCUGGAUGAAGAGGCCAUCUAAUGUAAUGUGGCUGGAGGGCUCAGUUCAGCAACCAUUCAAGGAGGCUUUGCUUUGUGUUGCACUGUGGGAUAGGGAAUUUUGAGAAGCAGUACCUUCAGCAAAUACCCUCAUUGUCCCAGCUUGACACACUGGGAGGUGGACUUAUGGCAGCAGGUAUGUAAAGGGCAGUGAGGAGAACAACUAGAUAUCCCUUGGGGAACAACUUAGUCCCAGAAAAUUCUAAUUCUGAAGUUCUCUGGAAAGUCUCAAAUGUUAUAGGCUGUGUUUUUCAGAAAAACAAAUGCUGAGACAUGGCUACCCUGCCUACACUGUAUCAUGUGCCUGGCUGGGGUAUUCAGACAGCACGCUGAAAUAGAUAAGCUUUUAAGCCUGGCUUUACCUACAGGCCCAAGCAGUAGAAACGAGCUAGUUGAUGUAUAUUUCACACCACUAUCAUCAUACUUGACUCUGACACCAAAUAAAUAGACACACACACCAAUUUCCUUGGACAACAAUUUAGUCUUCAUGGCCUAAUCUUUUUCACUCUCCAAUUGUGCAAUUCCAGAUUAUCAUGAGUCUCUGACCUACGUAGCUAGAACACAGAUUUCUACAGUCCAAACCCCUGAGUUUUAUUAUUCCCUAGUACAGCUCACAGAACUCUUGAUUUACAUUCACCAGUUUAUUACAAAAGAUGUAAUUUAGGAUGGCCAGGUAAAGUGGAUCCACAAAACAAAGCAUGGAGGAGUAGCAGUAUGGAGCGUCCCCUCUCAGUGUACUUCCAGAUACUCUAACACGUUCACUAACCCUGAAGUUUCCUGGACUCUGUCCUUCUGGACUUCUAUAGAGGAGUCCUUGGCUUUUGGUAAGCAAUUCAACCAUCCACCUUUCUCUAGAAGUUUCAGGGUAGGACUAAAAUUUCUAACCCUUUGGUCAUAGCUUAGUCUAAUUGUGACCAAUAAAGAAGGGACUGAAUUUUAGGGUCAAUUUAUUGGUAUACAAAAGACGCUAUCACUAAGGAGAUCUGUGCUUUAGGUGCUGUGUGCUAGGAAAUAAUAUGGGAAGGCAGAGUGCAGAAGGGAGCAAAUGCCAGAAUGUGUGUUCUUAAAGCACACUGGCUUUCUGGGAGAGUUUUGCUGUUUCCUAUUAGCCUUUCUACAUAAUUCUGUAUCCAAGGCUAAUAGUUGCCAUUUUUGAUGAGAAUUAUUACAAGGUAAAUUUGGAGCAGAUGUUCCGCGAGGACUAGCCUCUAUCUGACCAAGAAGAGGCUGGCUGAUGAGUCGAUUCCAAGAGAUCAUGAUUUCAGGACUUCAGCAAAAGGAAUGUGUAGGAUGUGUUGUGCCUUGUAGAUAACUACCUCCAGGAUUCUCCAGAACUACAAAUCAUGUAGUUGAAACUUCCACUUAGAGUAAAAGAAUCUCUGGGUGUUUGUUAUGAGUAAGAGAAAACAAGAUAGUAGGUACCUGUGUAUGUUCAGUGUUAAAAAAAACUGUUUCUGACUGAAAUCUUUCCUUCCCUCUUUCCUCCAGCUACUCUCCUUCAAAACUCCCCCAUGCCCUACCCCAAUUCUCAAGUUGAUAGUCUUUUUCUUUAUCACUCUUACAUACAUAAUGUAUGUGUAUGUAUACUAUUAUACCUAUAUAUACUAUUAUAUACUGCUGAGUUCAUUUUUGAUAGUAGUGUGUAUAUGACUUCAGGGCUGACCACUCUGCAUUGGAUAAUCAAUAAGGAAAGAGUUUGCUUCUCAUCCUAGUAGUAAUUUGUGGCCCAUAGUUCUUUGUCUAGGGGUGGGACCCUACAAAAAUUUCUUCCUUCCAUGUUAUUGCCUUUCUUCUGGUCUUGUUUGUGUAGUCAUUUCUAGGAGAGACUUUCUGGCAUUCUGCCCCUUACAAUCUUUGUUCCUUCUUCCAAGAUGUUCCCUGAGCUAUUGAUGCAGGAGCUUUGAUAUACACUAUCCUUUGGGGUUGGUUUCCCAUGAUCUGUUGAUCUCUGCAUUGUAUCAAUUUGUGAUUGUCUAUGAUUACUGUAAAAACAGUCUCCUUUGAUGGGUGUUAGUAACUACAAUUAUCCAAUAUAAGAUGAUUUCUUUACCUGUGUGAACCUUUUACGAGCCAAAUGAUCUUCUUAGUAUACAGAGAGAUUGGGCACUUUAAGGAGUAGAAGACCUAGGCUCUGUCUGCAGUGACACAAACACAGCCUUGGUACUCACUAAACAGAUGCUUGUGAAGAAGAAAUUGGAUAAUAGUCCUUUGGGAUGAUAUUCUCUUUUCCACUAACAGUGCUCAGGCUGGGCCAACCACACUCCAGCAGUCACAAGGAACAGAUAUAGAUGCCUAGGUCUCAAGAUAUAAUUGGACAUCAAGGCAGAUUAGGGUUUUUUUUGGUGGUGGCGGGGUCCUUGUGAGUGGCCAAAUAUGCCAUCAGAGAGAACUCUAUAGGACAUACAGACCAUAUUCUGUUGCUCCUCUUUGUGUGACCAAGUCCCUUUCCAUUUCUGGAGCCCUUCACCAUAAGGAACAGAUUUUUCCAACUGUGCUCACUGGAGACCAAACUUUCUGUGCAAAUAACUAGCAAAUGUAUGGGCCUUGUGAACUCUACUUGCCUCUUCUAUUUGGACCAGGGCCUAUUUGUUCUUACCUCUUUGGCAUAACAGAAUUUCAGGGAGCUGUAUUAGAAAUGUAACUGCUCUUUCUGGUUCCUUAACUGUGGGUCAGCACAUAAUUCAGAGCCAUUGCCCUGAUACUGAAUAAAGAGAUGCAGUUUGCAGUUAUUAUCACAAACUUGUCUAAAGUUUGGGAAGGACAGAGGUUACUGGAAAACAUGGUCUAUGAAUGAUUCACACAGACUCACUUCUAUAGAAAAUCCAGGUGUUCUUGCCAAGUUAGAGACUUAUUUAAUCUAAGUGUAUUUGUAGGUUUAAAGUAAAAGUUGGGGCUGAAUUUAGGAUGACAUACAGAGAUGCUGCCUCAUCAGGGACAUGAAUGGACCAGAAAAGACUUUGGGAAACACAGAAACACACACACACACACACACACACACACACACACACACACACACACACACAUAUAUAUAUAUAUAUAUUAUAUAUAUAUGUAUCAAGAUAUUAUGAUAUGGAAGCUUGAUGAAUGUUUUCUGUGACUCUAACUCAGGGAUGUGUCCAUGUUAGAUAAGCACUAUACCAUUGAGUUGUAACAUUCACCCCCAGCCUGAAGUCUUUUGUUUCAACCGAGGAUUAAGAACAUGGACAUUUUUAUAAUUUAUGGUGAUCUUGUAAAGGCGAACUCUUUGUAAAAGCUGUAGGAUCUGUUUAGUUUUAGUUUUGUAAUUAUACAGAGCCAAUUAAGUCUGAUCGAGCAAGAGACCAUCUUUUUGCUAAUACAGGUGAGCCUGAACAAGCAGUCUUCUAUUGACACCACCCUAGUGUGUAAAUCAUUAACCUCUCUUAAGCAGCUUAUUAGGAGAUAGGUUCUAAGCAGCCAUUCUUUGAUGAAUCAUUGUAUUUUAGCUGAGGUAAAUAAAAGUAUUCAUCAUUCCUAUGUAUUAGAAUUUUUAUUGUAUGUAAAACAUUUUUGUUAAGAGUCACAACCAGAUUCUUUAUGUUUUAAAAAAUAAGGCUUGUUUUCUGAGUUAAAAUUUUGGAGUACUUAAUGUACGAUCAGAAGUCUCAUUAUUUAUACAUGAAAUAGCAAUGCUUUUAUUUCAUGAGGUCAUCCUCAUUCAAAUAAUUUAUGACAAAAUUUGAUCUUGAGACUGCUAUACUGUGGUUCUCAGAGUAUCCUGUAAGGGAACUCUUACCACUUAGACUAUUUAUAGAAUCUCAUUCCUUGUCCAUCUUCUGGAAGUGUAAUGAGGGUGAUGGCAGAGGGGUGGGCCUUGUCUCAAGCUCUGCACAGCAAUUCUCUGGCUUCGGGUAAUAUGAUAAUGAGGAGAAAGCCAAAGCCGAAAAGGCAGGGCCUGGGCUUAAACUCACCAACAGCUUGGCCUACUGUUCUUGAGUAACUUACUUAAGUUUCUUUAUAAGCCAGUUUUUAUUUGUAAAACAGUGCAAUGUAAGCUGCCUGAACAAAAACCUAUUAAGUGCCAAGUAGAAUGGGUAUUUCACUAAUGAGUAUUUAUUAUGUCAGAUUCCUGUGGGCAAUAGUCAGUGUGAACAAACUCAGUGUUGACUAUUCAUAUGGUUCAAAAGAUAACAAAGGGGAAUUGGUGAGAUGGCUCAGUAGUUAAAGUAUCUGCUGUCCAGUUUAAGAACCUGAAUUCAAUCUCCAGGAUCAUUAUUGUAGAAGGAAAGAACUGACCACCACAGUUGUCCUGUAACUUCCACACAUAUGUGUGCAUACACAUAUACAUGGGAGGAAACACAUGCUACAUAAGUAAAAUAAGGAGCUAGGGAGAUGGCUCUGUGAUUAAGAGCAUUUUCUGUUCUUGCAGAGGAUCCAGGUUCUGUUCCAGUCUUCAUAAUCAGCUAUAAUUCUAGUUCCAGUAGAUUGGAUGCCCUCUCCUGGUUUCUGCUGGCAUCAGAUGCACAUUAUGGCAAAACACUCAUAUGCUUAAAACAAAAAUAAAGCACUCAGUGGAUCCAACUGAAAGGUUGGCAAAAAGGUUAGCAAAAAGUCUCUUGCUCUGAGCAGAUUUUAAUUGGCCUUGUAGAAUUAUAAAACUAAAACUGAUCAGAUCCCAUAGCUUUUAAAAAGAAUUCACCUAUCACAAGAUCAGCAUAAGUUAUUAAAAUGUCCAUGUUCUUAAUCCUUGGUUGGAACAAAAGACUUCAGGCUGGGGGUGAAUUUUUAUAGCUCAAUGGUAAAGUGCUUAUAUAGCAUGAACACUUCACUGAGUAAGCACAUCUCAUAACCCAGCCCAGGGCACUUGUAGACAUCACAGCCGUUCUAUAAACAAUUCACAUCUCUUCCCUCACAUAUGGCUCAGAUCUGAAGCCAGAUUUCUAAUCCUAGUGUCUGCACUUCUCUUUUUUGAGAACUCUGGGCUAGACUCUCACAAAAGAAAUGCCAGAGAAGUCUUCCUAAUCAGUAGGUUGCAUUAAAUUAAGGCAUCUUCUCUCUGUAGCCACAGCACUAUAGAGCGUUGGGAUGUGCCUAAGGAUGUCAAUACUGGCUGAAUUUAAGCCAUUGUGGAUUGAGAAGCCCACAUCCCAGAAUGACAUCAUAGGUCAUGCAACUAUUUCUGAGGUAAUAAAGCUGCUGCUUCUGCUAUCUCAGUCAUUUACUGUUUGUUUAGUGUUCUUGAGAGAUCAGGACAAUUCCUAAAAUCCUCAAAAAUUCUCACGGCACAAGUCCCUCAUACAAAUAAAAGUUGAUGUUUGCACCAAAAAUAGAACCCCUAUUGUAAAUGAAAUGUUAAUCACAGGCCUUCUUGGGCCAUAAAGGAACUGUUCCCAUUCUAUCUUGAGUGAAAAUGGCUUCAGGGCCAUCUAGUUUUAUCCCUUUUAGAGUGUUGCCUUCUAAGACUGAUACAGUCUGUAUGGAAUAUAUCUUCAAUCAUUCAUACAGUGAUCCUAUCAAGUUGCUAGUGUGUCCUCAAAAUGAUUUUCCACAACACCCAGUUAGCUUUUAUGCUAGCUAGGGUACCAGGGAAGUGUUUCUGUCAGUCAGAUUGCCUUACCCCCAACAGUUUAGCCUAUUUAAAGGAAAAAUAAAGAUUCAAAGAGAGAUAUGUACAAUAAAGGUUUAUCAUUAACAGUAUUUUAAUAAUGUUUAACUCCUGUUCCAGUUCUCCAGGGACAGGUUGGUCUCUCUAAUCUGCCUUAAUAUUUGGUAGACUAGGUAGGUUAAAUAUAUUUUCUGCUUAUGCUCUUUCCACUUUACAGUAUGUUUAUCAAGAUCUUAUCAAGAUAAAGAGCACCUGUACUUUAUUUGCCCAGAAUAAAACAAAAAGUAUGGAUUCCCCCAGAGGACUCAAAUCAGGCUUUUUUUUUUUUUUUUUUUUUUUUUUUUGGUUCUUUUUUUUCGGAGCUGGGGACCGAACCCAGGGCCUUGCGCUUCCUAGGCAAGCGCUCUACCACUGAGCUAAAUCCCCAACCCCAAAUCAGCCUUUCAAACAAGAGAUUGCCUGGCUAUUUUCUGAGAGCCUUGAAACAAUUUCACAGUCAUCUGGGGCCAUCUGCAUUGCCUUAAGGGUUCAGCUAGAUUCUAAUAUAUGAGAGCAUCUCAGAAACUGUGUCAGGGUGAGUGGCUGCUGCUGCUUAGUCCUUCACACUCAUCUUCAUAACCAGAGCACCAGUUGGCUCAUUUGUAAACUGAAAUUCCAUCCUCAGACCCAAGCAUGGUCUGUAAGAAACUAAAGGCUGUGGAAUUGAUGGAGAAAUAAGGCAAAACUGGUUAUGAAAUUUGAGUCAUUAGACCACAAGAACUCAUCAUCUCAAAAACCUGGCACCAAGGCCUGGAGACUUAAGCCUAUCACUCCCCCGGGCAUGGGUUUGGCCAGCAUCCGCCUCUAAUCUCUCUCUUGUUUAUACAUUGUACUGGCAAUAGGCAGCUGACACAGCAGCUAGAGCAGAAGCUGAGGGCUCACAUCUCACAUAUGAAGGGUAUGUGCUCAAAGCUCGCCCCAGUGACAUAUUUCUUCCAGCAA
Rattus norvegicus (Norway rat) is the source of this 9759-nucleotide messenger RNA. Lineage: Eukaryota; Metazoa; Chordata; Mammalia; Rodentia; Muridae. The record is from RefSeq and is a predicted model, not a curated record.